This is a messenger RNA of Amoebophrya sp. A120, 2218 nucleotides long. The record is from the annotation of a GenBank genome assembly. Lineage: Eukaryota; Dinophyceae; Syndiniales; Amoebophryaceae.
AUUAAGGCAGCGCGAUGACCGCCGACUAAUCAGCAGAACAUCAAAAGUAAAAGUGCAGUUUGGAAACUACGCAAUUUUUUGAAUUCGAUCGUACAUGUUGUAGAAUUUAUCGAACAUCAAGAUCAUCCACAAGCAAGCAAGAUGGAAGCCUACAGGCGUUGCACUCUGCAGGAGGGCUUUUUCGAUGCCAUGAAGUACAACCACAACAGGGUGCGGUAAUUGGAAAGGCGUCUUCGCAGCCACAGUCAUGGAGGCAGAAGCGCUGCAGACGUACCUCGCGGAGCACCACGUCGAGGACCUGGUGCUCGAGUUAACGGAAUCCCUCCUAAAGGAAAAACCCCUGCAGCCGAAGAAAUUUCUGCUGGGCAAGCUCGAGGAGGAAAUCGGAGAUGGGCAUUCUCGGCGAGAAUUACCUUCUUUAUCUUUGCCCGGAAGCAACAACAUCAUGGACGUUCCGAGUCAGUAUCUGAAAAGGUAAGUGGAGAUGAGAGAAGGACAGGCGACGUGUUGAUUGUGCGUAGUUUCUUGCAUUGACACUUCUAUCUCCUAAACCGAUCCCAACUCAUCUUCACAGACUCUUCGAGUCGACGCGGAGCAUAACGGCCGAGAUCGUUCCGAAAGAGACGAUUAACAUCAUCAUUGCUGAAACGGCAAAGCUUCUGAACUGCGACCGCGUGAGCCUGUUUGUGUGGGACAAGAAGAUUGAGAUGCUCAUUCUCACCGCUUCGAACCUCGCGAAGCCCAUCCGCGUGCAACCGGGGCAGGGUAUCGCGGGCCACGUGUUUGAGACGCAGGAGACGGUCAACAUUCCGGAUUGCUACAAGGACCCCCGGUUUGACCCGGGGUUUGACCGGCUAACCGGCUACCACACAAAGUCGCUGCUCGUCAUGCCCAUUGUGGACUUCGAAAAUGAGACCGUUGGGGUUUUGCAAGCCAUCAACAAGGCCGACGGCGGGAUUUUCAGCGCCAUCGAUGAACUUCUCCUGGGACACUUAACGCAGCAUGCGGGGAUCGCGUUAAGGAACGCGGAGGUGUACCGGGACGCCAUCGUGGCGUCGGAGCGGGCCAACGGGUUGCUCCAUGUGAUUCAGGCGUUGUCGCAGGACUUGGGGACGCAGAGCACGAUUUUGACAAGUAUAAAUGGACAAGUUUUACUUUUGUGUGGAUUGAUUGUUUCAGCUCUUUCCAGCGCUGAGAGAUGAACUUUUGAUGUGUAGUACUAUGUAUCACGCAUGUUGCGAAAUUUUGCAUCGUGCUUCCCCCCAUCAUGCUUUUGAUUUACAGUUACCAUGCACGCUUCGGAGUUGGUUCAGGCGGACCGGUGUACGGUCUUUUUGGUAGACGAUAUGCAGUGCAAAAGUAUCGUACUCGUAUAAAUGCAUUACAAAUUUCCCUAGCAUGAGAAAAAAAUUUGUAAUGCGGAUUUGAGUUAACAAAAAGAAAAAGAUUUGUAAUGCAAGACUUGCAAUACGAGUACGAUACUUUUGCACAGGAUAGACGAAAACAAGGACCAACUCUGGAGCGUGAGUUCGGACAGCGGAAAGGAGAUCCGGAUCCCGCGGACUGCGGGGAUUGCGGGGGAGUGCGCAACCGACAAGGUGAUGAUAAACAUUCCCGACGCGUACCAGGAUUCGCGAUUCAACCAAGCCUUCGACAAGAAGUCCGGUUACCACACCCAAUCCAUGCUGUGUGUGCCAAUACGAAACAGCACCGAGACAAAGGUAGAGGUCUGUUUGGUUCAUAAAUUGGUCGUGGACAGAACUAUGAUGGAGCUCGUUCUUGAAAAAACACGUACUUCUGAAUACAGGAAGUGCGGUUCGUGGUUGUGCGAGCAAAGAGUGACUUACAGGCACUAGUUGGCUAGCUUCCGCGGGAAUACUUAUGAAAGUUCGUGAUUUAUUGUCAACUGCUUGUCGUCCCACAGGUCGUCGGCGUGAUCCAGAUGAUCAACAAGAUCGAAAUUGACCAAGAGAUUGGCAUUUUCACCGACGAUGAUGCGGAGGUGCUGGAGACGUUUGCGAAAUUCGUCGGCGAAAAGCUGCAGGAAUCGUCUUCGUUGCUCACGGCGCACCCGGGCGGCGGCAAGGCAAAAAAAGAUUUCAUCAGCGAAACGGGCGAAGCCCAGGCAACGAUGAGUCCGGUUUCGAAACAGCGAUCGUCUGGGUAUGCCCAGUCAAACAUCAUCACAGAGGAGGAAGACGAUGAUGAACAGGACUGA